UUCAUAUAUUUAUUAUUUCUUUGAAUACAUUAUUUAUUUAUUUAUUUUCGGACAAAACAAGACACUGGGUGACAUCACCGACGACUGAAGCAGAUUGUGACGAGCUGUGUGGACCGCGCAGUUAAUCGAUCAAAUGAUGACUCGAUCAAUAAAAAUAAUAGACAGUUUGGCUCAUCACCAUGUCAGACUCGCACGUUUCAUAACUCGAGCACAAACGAUUUCCUCCUCUUUUGUAUUUGGGAGUUCCUAGUCUGGCCAGUCACCUUGACAACAUUGGCCCAAUGACAGCGCACACGCGAACUAGGCCAGCCAAUCACAGGCAGCCGGCAAAGCUGCAUGUCAUUUCUGCCCCGCUUGCAACCUGCACCGUGUUUUGUUUGUCUGUCUGCGCACCAGGGAUGAAACCUCGGAGUCCGCCGCUGCUGCUGCUGCUGCUGGCUCGAUACAAACGGAGGAAAACUCUCACGACUUCCCGCUCAUGAGGACUCCGGUAACCGCAGAGGACGCACGGAGCAGGACCGAACGGGAGCACCGCCGGGGCUCUGGAGUCAGGUGCCGCCGCCGCCGCUGCUGCUGCUGCUGCUGGAUGAGAGUCUGACUAGGCAUUUUCUCCCCGGUGACAGAGACAAUCUCAACGGCGCAUCUUCCCACAUCCUCCUCCCCUCCCUUCCCUUCCCCUCCUCUCCUCCUCCGCUGCCCUCCAAGGCUGCAGCCCACCGACCAUGGCCCUGGUGACUCUGCAGCGCUCUCCCACCCCCAGUGCAGCAUCCUCGGCCAGCACGACCAACAGCAGUGCGGGGGAGGACUUCGGAAGUGACGAUGACCGGAAAAACAAUCAGAGCCUCAGUGAGAGCUUCUUCAUGGUCAAAGGAGCUGCCCUCUUCCUCCAGCAGGGCGGCAACGCACAAGGACCAAAGACCCCGACCCACCACAAACAUGCAGGUGAUUUACCUCAACACCUGCAGGUCAUGUUUAAGAUCCUCCGGUCUGAAGAUCGCAUUAAGCUGGCUGUACGGCUGGAGAGCGGAUGGUCAGAACGGGUCCGCUACAUGGUUGUUAUCUACACUAAUGGCCAUCAAGAUACGGAGGAAAAUAUCGUCUUGGGAAUGGACUUCACAGACAAGGACAGUAAAGACUGCUCUAUUGGGAUGGUGCUGCCUCUGUGGAGCGAUACCAACAUACAUCUAGAUGGAGACGGAGGCUUCAGUGUGAACACAGCAGGGCGGUCGCAUGUCUUCAAGCCUGUAUCUGUGCAGGCCAUGUGGUCGGCCCUGCAGGUCCUCCACAAGGCAUGCGAGGUGUCACGGCGCUUCAACUACUUCCCAGGGGGCAUUGCUCUCACGUGGAUGGCAUUCUAUGAGAGCUGCAUCACCUCGGAGCAAAGCUGCAUCAAUGAGUGGAACGCUAUGACUGACCUGGAGACCACCAGGCCCGACUCGCCCACAAUGUUCGUCGACCGGCCGACAGAACGAGAGAGAACAGAGUGUCUCAUUAAAGCCAAGCUACGCAACAUCAUGACGUUUCAGGACCUGGAGAACAUCACAUCGAAGGAGAUCCGUAACGAGCUGGAGCAGCAUAUGAGCUGUAACCUCACAGAGUACAAAGAGUUCAUAGACAACGAGAUGCUUCUGAUCCUGGGUCAGAUGGACAAGGCGACACUUAUCUUUGAUCAUGUGUACUUGGGCUCUGAGUGGAAUGCUUCCAACCUGGAAGAACUACGUGACUGCGGAGUGGGUUACAUCCUGAACGUCACCAGAGAGAUCGACAACUUCUUCCCGGGGAUGUUCUCUUAUCACAACGUCCGUGUAUACGAUGAGGAGGCCACCGACCUGCUGGCUCACUGGAACGACACCUACAACUUCAUCGUCAAAGCCAAGAAGAACAAUUCAAAGUGCCUGGUGCACUGCAAGAUGGGGGUGAGCCGGUCUGCCUCUACGGUUAUUGCCUAUGCAAUGAAGGAGUACGGCUGGUCUCUGGAGAAAGCCUACAACUUUGUCAAGCAGAAACGGAGCAUAGCUCAGCCGAACGCUGCUUUCAUGAGACAGCUGGCCGAAUAUGAGGGAAUCCUGGAUGCAAGUAAACAGCGCCACAACAAGCUAUGGAGGCCUGGGACAGACGAAGAGGGAUCAGAUGAUUUACAAGCCUCUGGCCACAGUACUGGUGGGGAAGAGACACCAGUGCUCAGAGAGGACGAGGCCUGGGGAGGCUGUGGGGCGUCUCCCUGCAGGGGGAUGGGUCUGGAGAUGGAGCCCCUUGACUCUCUUAACUAUAACUAUUACUUCAGACGUUUGUCAGACUCUGCACUGGACAGUGAGCCCUCCACCCCAGUGCGGGGUCCCCCUCUGCUGGGUAUGGAGAGAGUUUUCAUCGAGAUUGAAGACGUGGAGAGGGAUGCUCUACUGGAGGAUGAGGGGUUCCCCAUGGCCCAUUUAGCCCUUCCUGGUGAGGGCACGGCAGCCCAGACGUGUGGGCGCCUUGACCCCCUGGAGGACAUGAGACUGAGGCUCGAGUUCAGCACCCUGGAGGAAGAGGAUGAGGAAGAGGCCAAGAAAGAGGAGGCGGAGAUGGCGGCGUUGGCUCAGACACCUGGAAAUUCAGAUGGGAAAAAGGCGGGGGAGGAGGGCGCGGAGGAAAGCCGCUUAGGCCUCGCCAACCUGAACACCAACAACAGCAACCGCCUCGCUGCCAAACGCAGCUGCCCCGCAGCUUUUGACGACAGUGCUAGCACAGGAAACCCUUUAAAAGUGAAGCCUUCCUAUCAGUCCUGCAAAGACUGCCUGCGUCUACCACAGGGGCGGCGCUGUGACCGUCCAGCAGGAGGCCGUUCUCAUCGCCUUAACCCCUCCCGCCACUGCACUGUCCCCACCAUAUGCAUAGAUCCACCUGGGACCAAUUUUGCCCCCACCCCAAUUCUGCACUCGCUGCAAGCCCAUGCAGUGGUCCCAUCUAACCUGGUCCAGUCAUGUAGUCCUGUCUACCGCUGCACUACCUGCACCCCGGGUGUCCCAUCUCUCCCAAUGACCAACCGCCAAAAACUGUCACCAAUGAACUGUGAGGAGACACCUCCAGAGCGCAGCUCGAUGGAUGACAUGGACGGACCACAGGGGGGCGACAUGGGAGAACAGAUAUCACGGGAGGACGCAGGGACCAUUCAUGCGACUACUGCUGAAGGUUUGGGCGGUGCAGUGGAGCUCCAGCUGCAAAUGCCAGGACUGGGGAUAGAGUUUGGUCUGGAACUGAUGCGACAGAGAGCAGAGCAGCUGCCAAGCUUGGCUAUGGAGGGCCAGCUCCCUGUGGGGCCCCUGCCUUAAUACAGUGGCCAGAACAUGGAUGCGAUUGAGGAGGAGGCUUACCACUGCCUCCACCAGGUACACUAUGAUGACUACCGCUGUGGUGUCGUACCAGAAACAAAGCUCUGCCUUGACUUGUACUGUCAUAUCCUGGCCACUGUAACAAGCUGCACAGCCCUCUCUGUGUUUACAGAGAGUGUCUUGUCAUCAUCUACUGGCAUCAAGAUCCAGUCGAGUUUGGUUGUUUUGACCACACGCUAAAGGCUUGAAUGCUUCUGGCCAGGUAAGGACUGAAGACUUUGCUGUGUCCUUCACUUGUCCCUCAGACCUGACUGAUCUGGUCUCUUCUGAGCCUGCUGGCCCCACACCACAUAUAGGAUCAUCGCUCUUCCCCACAAUGGAGAUGAGCCUCAUGCUGCCAUUUUACCCUCAACAGAAAGGAGACAGUGGUGGUUUCUACCUUCUGAGAAAGCUAUAGCUAGCACUUUGAUAUUGACGGAGAAAAAAAUACCUAAAGCAACAUGCUUCUGUCAGUGUACUGUAUGUUUUUCAAUCCAGUAUUCAUGAAGGUUUGAUUGCAUUCAGUAUCUCCUCAUGCUACAGCUUCACUUAUAUUUUCCGUGCCGCAGCUGCUUUUGCAUCAUGAGAGGGCAUUUCAUGUGAAAGCGUAAUAAUUUUUUUACAAAGGAUGUGAGCAUAUGUGAGCCUUUUAAUGCCUCUUUGUAAAGCGUUGUACCUCGGACCACAAGUAUCUCGGGACUGUUUUGGUCAAAGACUGUUUUGUUGUCUCUGCUCAGCAGUUGGUUCAGCCUCCGACCUCCUCCAUUAAUGUAAUCAUGUACUUAAAGUGCUCAGUAGCCCACGCAUGACAUUGCAGUAUUACAAAACAUAUCUUCAACAUGCUUAGACAGGACACAUAUGGACAUUGCCUUUUAAUUUUCACUUUUUAAAUAUGGAAGAAAAAAAAACUUUUGGCUUUCAAACUUGUGAGUUUAUAUGACAACAAUUGAACUUAACCUCUCGUCUUAUGCUUAGAAGAAUUAUAAAAGAAAGAAAAACGAAUAAAAUACCUUCAAUUGUUGGAAAACAUUACAUUCAUAUAUCCCACUUAAGAACAUAUGUUUAUAUGUAAAUUUAUUUUCAAAUCCCGAUGUAACCAAAGCCAUAUCAUGUUGCCAGGUCCAGUUAAUCGUCUUCAUGAUUUUAGAUGGCAAAGAAGCUCAACAGUUUGCUAUUGUACAUACUUGUCUUUCUUUUCUUACCCAGCCUGCAUCUGGGUAGUCAGCUCACAUCACAGACAUGGCUCGCUCAGUUAACGUUUUGGUCAUGCGUUGAAAAAAUGAAGGCAGCCUUUCUCCCAAUGACAAACAUUUUGCGAAGGCACACUGAUGGUACAGUAUCCAGAUCUGACACUUGAGCAUUCACACAGCAUAUUUCAGAUCCAGCUACAUUAAAUUAGUUUAAGACUCUCAAGGAUAAAUACAAAUCUAAAAUAUGCUUCAAAGAAGUAGUUACAUCCUUGUGAAGUGAGUUUAUUUGAGUUAUUUAAUCAGGCAUUUGCAGUCAACAGCAGAUGCUGCUGUAAAAAGUGUUGAUAAUUUAUAGUUUUUUGUGAAAUUAAAUUCAACUCCAGUUGUUGUUAUUCUGACUUUCAAAUUAGAGAAAGAAAUAUUUUUAUUUAGAGUGUGAAAAUGAGAAAUGAUGUUCCUAAUUAAAAGAAAAGAUAGUUUUGCUUUAUUUUAAAUAUAGAAAAAGUAGCCUGUCAGGAAAAACUACAAACGUCUCAGCUCUUCUAUCGCCUACAUUUGUUAUUUAGAUUUUUCUUUUUGUUCAUGUUCAGACAGCUCGAGGCAUGUUUUUGUUCAAAUUGUGCCACCAAUCCAAAGUUGCUGUGCCACAGGGUGUUCCUCUGCAAGUUCUUCUGUUUGGUUGAUGUUGUGUUCUUACUGUUUUUGGCACGCUGGGUGUGCUGGAAUGGUACUACUGAAAGAUGCAGGAAAAAGCACAUGCAAGUGUUACUACCGUAUUUAAAGAUCUGAGUGCUUCGGGAGAAAUGAAAACUGUGCAAAGAAUGACUGCAAUUUUUUUUUAAAAUCCUCUUUAACCAUGGGCUUACUGUAGAUGUAGAUGUUUUUCUUCUCCUUAGUUAGUUCAGUAGAAACUUCGACAAACAACGACAAUGCAUCCUCUGUUCCUUGUCCUCCCUGAACCGACUCCCCAGAGAGCUGCAGGUUUGCUCCACUAGUUAGAUUUAAAUAAAUUGGUUUUGCCUUUAACCUGUUCUUCCCCUCACGUGGCCAUGAUGUAUCAUAAGGCACUUACACAAAGUUGUUGACAGCACACAUUUAAAUUAGAACCAAUGCAAACUGUAAAAAGUGACAGUUACAAUAACAUUAAUGUUGCAGAAUUAAUAAAUACUAUUGAAGACAGAUUUAAGGUAAUAGUUGAAACAUUUUUAUGUAUUUGAUUUGUUGCUAAGAGUGACAGGAUGUCAGGAGCUGAUUAGCUUAGCUUAGCAGACUGAAGUUUAGACAGUCUAGGUCCCUCUGAAGGUAACAAAAUCCACCUACUAGCAUCUCUAAAACUUUGAUGUAACUAUACACAAUUUACAUCUCAAUUUGCAUUUGCGGAAAAGGAUCCAAAGACAACAACUAGUCGUUUUUACAAUUCAAAUGUUGAGCAUCAGAGUUGCUACUAGGGGGAUGGUGUUUACCUUCAGACAGGCAAGCAGUUUUGACGCUAGUCAUAAUGCUAAGCUAUUAUAGCCAGCAUCUGACCGUACUGUAGGGCUGCAGCUUAUGGUUAUUUCAAUUUUCGAACAAAUCUGCCCAUUAUUUUCAGAUGUUUAGUCUGAAAAAUGUCAAAGAAUAGUGGACAAAAUGCUCAUCACAACUUCCCAGAGUGUGAAGUGACGUUAUCAAAACGACUUUUAUGCGAUUUAAUGGAUUAUUAAAAUGGCUGCCAGCUAAUUUUGGGGUGAAACUUAGCAAGAAAGCAAAUUCACAUUCCUCAAAACUCUUCCUUUAACACCUUGUUGAUACGAUUCUAAGUAAAAACAGUUGUUCCCAGUACGUUAACGAUCACAACAGGUCGGCCUGAUCAGUGUGUGAUCUCCCUUAAGCACUAAAUCCCUUCUCUUUGCGUUUUCCAGACCGCAGCACUACGUUUGGUUGUUUGCUUCAUGUUUUGAAUUUGUUUUUGUAUUUAAGUGCCUUAACCUCGGCCUUAGCUCUACCAUAAAAGCAUCAUAGGCAUUGCAGACUUUCUGUGAGUGUGCUGAUGGUCUGGUCUUUUUUGUACAUUACUUCCCCUCACUCCCAAUAAUAACCAUGCUCCUUGCAAUGUAUAACUCGGCACAUAAUAUAAUGUAUGCAAAGACACACACAAGCUCAUGCACAGCGGCCUCCUCCACCCCCGAUCGCACAUACUUGAUGGACUUCCAUUUAUCAAUAGCCUAUAAUAAUAUUGUAUUUGUUUGAUAUUGUUGAAACUUGUGGUACACUGUACUGGUUCAAUAGCUGGCUGAAGAACCUUACUUGCUGGAAUGAGAACUAUCAUUUACAUUCAGACAUUAGAUAGGAUUAAUUUCAGCCUUUUGAAAUUUACCAGUCUGUAUAUAUUUUUCUCUACAAUUUGCUAUUGAGUACAUUAGCUUGCAGAUGUGGCGGCCGAUAUUAAGAAAAGCACUGAAAUUGCUACUGUGUAUUGAGAAGUACUCAUAAUUAAGUUCUCGUGUUUGUACCACAGCAAAAAAAAAAAAGACUUUGGGCAGCCAUCUCAUAAUUUAGGCAAAUGUCUUCAGGCUCUAUUAAAAAUGUCGAUGAUUAAAUUGUUUUUAUUGCAUUAUGCCCAGGCAGCAGGCAUCACACUGACAAUCCUACCUAAGAGCCAGACGUUGAGGACUUUGUAAGGAAGGAUAUUAAGACAUAUUGUACGUUAAAAGGGGGAUCGGGGCAUUUAUAGAGUGUAUUUAUAGAGCACAAGUCUGCCCCAAAGCAUGUGAGGUUGAGACGAGUGGAAAAAUGUAAAACAUGAAAAACCUACCUGGGAGUAAGAUUUUGUUACGUUAAUUGUUUUUUGUUAACUUUUGUGUACUGUACUGUACAUUGCCAAUGUUCAUGUGUAAUGCACUUUUUUUUUCUUUUUUUUUUACAUUUUGUUAAAAUGAUGUCCAGUCUAAUGUUUAUCAUGGAAAUAAACAAUUUCCUCUGCGUAA
Messenger RNA from Acanthopagrus latus (yellowfin seabream), 7506 nucleotides. It is a transcript of the gene ssh1b, whose product is annotated as slingshot protein phosphatase 1b. Gene Ontology annotation, biological process: negative regulation of actin filament polymerization; protein dephosphorylation; actin cytoskeleton organization. Gene Ontology annotation, cellular component: cytoplasm. Lineage: Eukaryota; Metazoa; Chordata; Actinopteri; Spariformes; Sparidae. Gene Ontology annotation, molecular function: protein tyrosine/serine/threonine phosphatase activity; actin binding. The record is from RefSeq and is a predicted model, not a curated record. The transcript is spliced from 15 exons. Bases 723 to 3311 code for a protein of 862 amino acids.